AACAAAAUCAUGUAUAUAUAACUCUCCUGUGAAACACUAAACUAUCUGAGUCUCCUCCUCGAGCAUCCUUGAUUUGUAUCCUUCAAUAUGAAUUUCGAGGAUCAAGGGAAACAGACCAUUUCCGUCGGACCAUGGGGAGGUGAAAAUGGAUUGCACUGGGAUGAUGGAGUUUAUUCCACCAUAAGGCAACUGGAAAUAGUUCAUGGAACAGGAGUUGAUUCUCUUAAGGUUGAGUAUGACAAAAAUGGAACCUCAGUAUUCUCAGAGAAGCAUGGUGGCGGUGGAGGUGCUAAAACAGACAAGAUAAGACUAAAUUAUCCAGAUGAGUUUCUAACUUCUAUGCGCGGAUAUUAUGGUAGCUUGUACGAAAGGGGGUCAGUUUUUGUGCGAUCACUUACAUUUGAAAGCAACAAAAGGACGUAUGGACCAUAUGGUGUCGAGCAAGGAACAUAUUUCACUCUACCAAACACUGGGAGGAAAAUUGUUGGCUUUCAUGGAAAAUCUGGCUGGUAUCUUGAUGCUAUUGGAGUAUACAUAGAGCCUAUUCAUAAGUCUUUACCGACUAAUUCUGUAGUUCAAUCUCAGCAACUCCAUUCUAUCGCUCAUUCCCAACAAAGCAUUGUCCAAGGGAUGGAAACUUAUGAAUACUCAAUGAUACAAGGAACUCUUGGUAAAAAUUUUGAUCUUAUUGUUGCAGUUAGACACAAGGAGAAGCACAACAACAUUUUACCUCCAAGUACACUUUCAAGACAAACUUCUAGUUCUGAUCACGAUUCUAGCUCUACCGAACCAAAUAAAAAGGUGGCAACUAUAGCCCCUAUUGAGAGAGUUCCCUCGAAAACUGUCAAAGGUGUUGUCACUUAUUGUCCAUGGGGUGGAAGUGGAGGGAAUGUCUUUGAUGAUGGCAUUUAUGAUGGUGUUAAGCAAGUUUACUUGUCACGUAACGUGGGAAUUGUUUCGAUAAGAGCUUGCUACGACAAAAAUGGACAACCGAUAUGGGGAAGUAAAAAUGGUGGUACUGGAGGAUUUAAAACCGAAAAGAUAAUAAUUGAUUAUCCAUCAGAGAUUUUGACUCACAUUACAGGCUACUAUGGACCAACAAUGAUUAUGGGACCGAACAUUAUACAAUCACUAACUUUUCAUACCACGAAAGGAAAACAUGGACCUUAUGGAGAAGAAAAAGGACAACAAUUCUCAACAAAAUUGAAAGAUGGGAUGAUUGUUGGCUUUCAUGGGAGGAAAGGAUUGUUUCUUGAUGCACUCGGUGUUCACGUGUUGGAAGGAAAAGUUGUCCCAUGUUUAUCUCCAGCUCCUAACUCCGUUAAACCAAAUGCAGCAUCGUCUGUCCCAUCCUUACCUUCCCCAGCUCCUCCCAAAUCUAUCAAACAAGUUGCAGCAAUUAUCCCAUCUUUAACUCCUUCAGCUCAGCCGAAACCUGCCAAACCAAAAGCAACAUCUGUCACUGAGGUUGAUGACGGUACACAGUGGUCCUUUAAACUAGGAAGAAAAGGACUAACUGAUGAGGGAGUCCAAAAGGUAGUGAAAGAUCCAGCACCAUAUGGACCUGGUCCAUGGGGUGGAGAAGGUGGGAAGCCAUGGGAUGAUGGAGUUUUCACUGGGAUUAAACAGAUAAUCCUAACACAAUCAUCAGAGGCCAUUUCUUGUAUCGAAAUUGAGUACGAUCGAAAUGGACAAUCUGUUUGGUCAGUAAGACAUGGUGCAAAUGCUGGGAAAUUCACAAAUAGGGUCAAAUUAGAGUAUCCUCAUGAAGUCCUAACAUGUAUUACUGGAUUCUAUGGUCCUAUAAGUAAGGAUAUGGGAUUGAAAGUAAUAAAAUCAUUGACUUUUCACACAACUAGAAGGAAAUUUGGCCCAUUUGGAGAGGAACUAGGAACAUAUUUCACAUCAUCAACAACAGAAGGAAAAGUUGUGGGAUUUCAUGGGAGGAGUGGAAUGUAUUUGGAUGCAAUUGGAGUGCAUAUGCAACAUUGGUUGGGCAAUCAAAGAACUUCCAAGAAUCCUCUUAAGAAAAUGUUCCAGUAAAGUUUAAUACUUAUUUCAUGUUUUUGAAUAAAGAAAAGUCAAAAACCAGAACAGGACCAAUAAGUUUUGUUGUGGAAGAAUCUAAGAAGCAUCUUCUUAUUAAUUUGACUUGCAAGUUGUGUGUGUGAGAGUGAAUAAAUUAAGUAUUUUGUAAUAAUAUUUGGAUUUUGAUGAAAAUGUUUUAACUUGAUUUGA
Messenger RNA from Solanum dulcamara, 2238 nucleotides. Its product is annotated as jacalin-related lectin 3. The record is from RefSeq and is a predicted model, not a curated record. Bases 88 to 2043 code for a protein of 651 amino acids. The transcript has 7 exons. Lineage: Eukaryota; Viridiplantae; Streptophyta; Magnoliopsida; Solanales; Solanaceae. Gene Ontology annotation, molecular function: carbohydrate binding.